Molecule: messenger RNA, 1459 nt
Organism: Loa loa (African eye worm)
Lineage: Eukaryota; Metazoa; Nematoda; Chromadorea; Rhabditida; Onchocercidae
Exons: 10
Coding region: 1-1407 (468 amino acids)
Cellular component (GO): plasma membrane
Molecular function (GO): mechanosensitive monoatomic ion channel activity
Source: RefSeq, a predicted model, not a curated record
AUGCAAGCUGGAUCAGUAUGGGCUAUUCUUGCUGUUAGCCAAAUUACAACAAAGACAAGUUUUAUACAGCGAAAUGCAGUAUCAAUAACGGUCUCAUUUAUCACUUUAACAUUUCCAAAUUUUUUCGAUCUCAUCAGUAAAAUGGAACGAUAUCAUCCACGAACUGCUCUUCGAUUACAAUUAGGAAGGGUUUUAUUCCUCUACAUAUUGAAUUAUUAUACACUUAUUAUUUCAUUGAUGUUCAUGUUGAAUACAAUGGAAAAUCAACGAAAUGUUGGUGAACAUCUUAUUCCGGUUCCGCAAUAUUCCGAUUAUCAUAAUAAUAAUAAGGGACCGGUUUACAACACUUCCUAUAAUCAAAUUAUUAAACAACGAAUUGGUCGUCAAGUGGUAUUCGAUUUUCCAUCUGUAGCAUCAUCACUUUUCAAUCGUAGUAAAUUUAAUGACAUUCCAACAACGCCAUCUUCUGGUAAACCAUGGACAACUGUUUUUCCAAAUUUUGGUCCACUUGGUAUUACAAAUCCAAAAGCUGUUGUAACCGAAAAUCGUCGUGGUCUAAUGAAUGCGAGUACAUUUGUCGCAUAUCCAAUUGGUAAUACUGAUUGGACAAGAAAUAUUUCUGCUAGACCGACAUUUUUAAAUUAUUCUACUACCGUACAAGCGGUUUUAUCAGCAGCCCGCUUAUCCACGGAUUGGUAUGAAGAAUGCUGGGAAAAUCUCAUUGGAGAGGAAAUAACAAAAUUGGUAACGACUGAUUUGGUGAUGACAAUUGCAUCCAUUUUGGUGAUUGAUUUUCUUCGAGCACUUUGGGUUCGAUAUACCAAUAUUUGGUGGUUUUGGAAUUUAGAAACAACUUUCCCAGAAUAUGGUGAAUUUAAAGUUGCGGAAAAUGUGCUACAUUUAGUGAAUAAUCAAGGGAUGAUAUGGUUGGGAUUAUUUUUUGUUCCUAUGUUACCAGCUAUUAAUAAUAUUAAAUUAAUUAUUCUAAUGUACAUUAGAGGUUGGGCUGUAAUGACCUGUAAUGUACCAGCUCGACAAAUAUUCCGUGCAUCCAGGUCAAGUAAUUUUUAUUUGAUGCUAUUAUUGCUUAUGUUAUUCCUUUGUACUCUUCCGGUAGGUUAUGUAAUCGCUUCGAAGAAACCAUCCAAAAUAUGUGGUCCAUUUGGAAGUCAGGAACGUUUCUACAGUGUAAUUGUACAAUUACUUGAUCGUAAUUUAACAAAAGGCCUUUUUGAUGCGAUCAGAUAUAUGAUAUCACCGGGUAUUGUUAUUCCAGUUUUAUUACUUCUCCUUUUAACUAUAUAUUUCCUUUUUGCUCUUGUACGUGGUUUACGUGAAGCAAAUACGGAUCUCACCAAGCAAUUAUUACACGAAAGGACGGAGGAAAAAAACGAAUUUUUGAAUUAGCUGGUGGUGGAAAGAAACGUGUAACAUCUAAUAAUCCAGAAAUUUCACAUCC